Molecule: messenger RNA, 252 nt
Organism: Fonsecaea pedrosoi CBS 271.37
Lineage: Eukaryota; Fungi; Ascomycota; Eurotiomycetes; Chaetothyriales; Herpotrichiellaceae
Exons: 1
Coding region: 1-252 (83 amino acids)
Source: RefSeq, a predicted model, not a curated record
AUGGCGUCAGGGCAGGAAGCAGCCCUCCGGAAGCAGCAAGGUAUUUGGAGACCUGAUACAUCGCAAACACCUACUAAGAGUAUACAAGACUUGCAAUCGCAGUACACCAACUACAAAAACACCCUUCAGUCGCUUGCGCAGAAGGUAGGCGAAAUUGAACAAGAGAUUGAGGAACACAAGUCAGUCACAUCCAUCUUAGCACAAGUCUUGUUUGGGGCGAAUAUUUCCCAAAGGGGCGAUGCAAGAUACUGA